Necator americanus (New World hookworm) is the source of this 2925-nucleotide messenger RNA. RefSeq lists its product as uncharacterized. The record is from RefSeq and is a predicted model, not a curated record. NCBI's taxonomy places the organism in Eukaryota, Metazoa, Nematoda, Chromadorea, Rhabditida, Ancylostomatidae. The transcript has 27 exons. The coding region runs from base 1 to 2925 and encodes 974 amino acids.
AUGUUAGAAGUUAAAGACGACGACAAACUCGUCCCAUGUGACUGUUCAAGUGAUCUUGACUCAUUCGAACGGAUUAGUACCAGGACCCCACAUACUUAUCACUGUGGAAGUCGUAGUAGAGGAGACAUGAGAACUCGUACAAAAGCCAUGGUGGCGGAAAUUCGGGCCGGUCCGAUGACGUCAAUGAUGGCUUUAUCUUCUUCGUGUCUUUGCCCCAAGGAAUCUCUAGACCCUCGGUUUGAAGCGCGUCAGCAGCAAGGAAUGGAAGCCGCGUUAUCGCGAGCUGUAGCUGCUGCCGCUCGCUACGUCGCCGACUCCAAUUCCGACAAUACCGUAGUUUUUGAGGAUGCACUGAAGACUCUCAUUCGUCACCUAGAUGGAGUGGAUCCAAUAGGUCGAUUGUCGUUGUCGAAUCAAUUCGUCACAGAACUACUUGACUAUAGCCCGCACAUUUUGGCCGCAAACACAUCAAGUGCACCAACAAGAUCGAAAUUGCUCCGAUUGCUUUUUAGUUUAGCACUUUAUAAUGUGAGAAUACGAAGGUAUCUCUGUGGUGAGCUGCACCUGUGCGGUCCUGUGUUUGAUUGCUUGAAGUUAUCAUUAAAGGAACAGCUUGGUCCUCAAAAUUUAAUAGAUAUUCUACGAUUACUGCAGGUUCUUACGUAUGAAAAGUGCUUAGUCCUUGGAAUAUGGGCAAAUGAUUUAAUAUCUUUUCUUAUGGGUGAAAUCAUUAGAGAAAUUGAAGUGGAGUGGAUGCCAUAUUGUAUGGCGAUCUUAUGCAACUUAGCUAGACUAUCCAAAUCUGUAUGCGGUAGGAUAAAGAAAUCAUCAUCGUACAAAGCAUUUUCACGGCGUGUCAUCAAAUUACUUUCGCACGACUCACGAAUUGUUGUUGUUUCAUCUCUGGUGCUCGUGGGAUAUUUAGAAGAGAAAGUACGGGAUAUGGUUUACUGCUCUCAGAAUAUCCAUGAAACAUUUCAAUGUGUGUUUAAUGUACUGAUAAUGGGUGACGGUGACUGCUUGAUGACACGACACAUAGCUUCAGAUCUCCUUCGUAGACUUGUGGUCUCUGAAACGCAAAUGAUCUCAUCGGUCCCUGUAAUUACAUCAACUGGAAAAGAUGUGAUGAAUUAUUCGUUUUUCAAUCGUUGCAUCCAACAAACAGCAGAACUAUUUGUCAUAUUGGACCCGAGGCUAGAAGAAACUGUCAAGAUUUACAAUGUGUUAUUGGCGUUCUGUUCGCUCCCUCAGCUUCGUUCACCGGUGUGCUCUGCUAUCUUGAGAUAUGCUCCGACAGAAGCCCGACUAACUACACCCUUAAUGGCUAUUGCUACCACAGCAUCGAUAUCGAUCGAGGAUGCUGUACUCCCAGAAAUACCACUCAAGGCUCUUCGGCUUCUUACGUACCUGAUCAAGGAGAAAAUGGAUAGUGGAGAGCCAAUAUCUGAUAUGCUCGGGAGCGAUCAGUUGUUAUCUCUGAUAGAUUCAUCAGUGAAAACAUCAGUGGAAACAUCGAAACCGGAAGUUAUUAACCAAUGCCAACGUAUUACAGAAGGGCUUCGACUUGCGGAAGUAUGUAGUGCUGAUGAGGAGCUCCGAAAUGGUCUUUUUAAUGUCACCACGGCUGCGUUAUGUGCUCACAUCUCUGAGUCGCAACUGAUCACCAAUCCUGUAGUAGUAUUCAUGGAGAAGCCGCCACCACAACGUUCAGAAAGAAUCGCAGAAUGGAGUAUCCAUGGAGUAGCUGUUGUUUUGGAAUUGCUGCGGUUACUUGCUGCUCUUAAGGAUUUUUCUAAACUACACAAAGAUCAAUACUGGAGAUCAUUGAAAGAUCCACGUCUAGUGUCCUUCCUUGCCUAUGCUGUGUGCUACGGUGAUCAUGAGAUGGUGCACAAUGCUCUCGUACUCUACACUCAUUGCUCGCAACUACAUGCGUUUCCCAGCAGAUGGCUGGGUGAUCUUAUUGCAUCAUGUUCUCAGUCGCGACAGUCUCUUAACGAAACCAGGAUGACUUCUCCCAACCUUUCUACGGAGAUGAGGGCUGGUGAACCUAUGGAUAUAGCAACUUCUCCAGUCAUGAAGCUAUCUCCUGGAAAAAAUUCAAGAGAAAAUGAUUUGCUACUUGAUGACCUUCUGAAGAAGAUUAGGGACGGAUUUAACGUAAAAGAUGCGAAGAUGUCUGAUGUACUGGGUGCAUACGAGAAGAAAAUAUUGUUGCUAGAGAGGCGGCAGCGAGAACUGGAAAUACUGGUGCUGGCGAAGGACCAAGCUCUUGCUCAGAGUGAGAAACUGCGCAUGCAGUUUCGUAGUGGCAAUAGUGAAGCUGAGAUGUCCCGAAUCCGCUCGCUUGUUGCGGACUGUGAAGUUUUACGUGAGAAGUUGAAUGUGACAAACAAGCAGUUGGAGCUCACGCGAGAAUUACUGGAAGAGAAAACCGCAGCUUUUCAGGCAAACAUUGCUCAGCUAACGCGAGAACGCGAUGAUCUGGCUUCUGAAGUUAACCAAGAGAGAGAACUCGUUUUAGCGACGAAUAAGCUCGCUGACGAUCUCAAAAGGAAACUGGAAACAACGUCUUCUGCUCUUGUUGAACGCCAGAAUGAACUCGUUUUACUGAAUCAGGAAAAAGCUCGUUUCGCAGAGUCACUUAAUAAAGUAAGCUCUGAUUUGUCCGCUCUUCAAAAUUUGCAUGCAAACGAAUUGAAGAGAUUGAACGCUGACAUAUUGCUUCGCAAUGAUACAAUAGAUAAAUUAUCACGUGAGGCAGAAGCGAUGCAGGCGAAGUUGUUAUUGAAGGAGCAAGAAUGCGAUGGAUAUUUAAAAGAGCUGGAUUCACUCCGAUGUCAUGACCAAAAAACGCAAGCUGACUUAGAGCGGAUGCGAAAAUUGAGAGACGAAAUGCGUAAACUGACAGAGGGGUUUGACUAA